Molecule: messenger RNA, 2079 nt
Organism: Manis pentadactyla (Chinese pangolin)
Lineage: Eukaryota; Metazoa; Chordata; Mammalia; Pholidota; Manidae
Gene: FGF7
Product: fibroblast growth factor 7
Exons: 4
Coding region: 504-1088 (194 amino acids)
Biological process (GO): regulation of cell migration; positive regulation of peptidyl-tyrosine phosphorylation; positive regulation of epithelial cell proliferation
Cellular component (GO): cytoplasm
Molecular function (GO): type 2 fibroblast growth factor receptor binding; growth factor activity
Source: RefSeq, a predicted model, not a curated record
AAAGGUAUUUAUCGAAAAGCCCUGAAUAAAAGGCUCCACACACUCACACACAAGCACACACGCGCUCACACACACAGAGAAUUCCUCUUGCCUGUUGAUUUAUGGAAACAAUUAUGAUUCUGCUGGAGAAUUUCUCAGCUGAGAAAUAGUUUGUAGCUACAGUAGAGAGGCUCAAGUUGCACAAGGCAGACAACAGACAUGGAAUUCUUGUGUAUCCAGCUGUUAUCACCAGAACAAAAGGCAAGUGGCAAACAGCGUUACAGCAACUGAGCUUAUUAUAAACCUGUUUUUAUAAGGAUAUACAAACAGUUAUUUAAGGAGGAAUCCUGUAUUGUUAUCAGGAGCUAAAAGGAUAAGGCUAACAGUUUGGAAAGAGCAACUACUCUUUCUUAAAUCAAUCUACAAUUCACAGAUAAGAAGAGGUCAAUGACCUAGGAGCAACAAUCAACUCAAGAUUUAAUUUUCAUUAUGUUAUUCAUGAACACCCGGAGCACUACACUAUAAUGCGCAAAUGGAUACUGACAUGGAUCCUGCCAACUUUGCUCUACAGAUCAUGCUUUCACAUUAUCUGUCUAGUGGGCACUAUAUCUUUAGCUUGCAAUGACAUGACUCCAGAGCAAAUGGCUGCAAAUGUGAACUGUUCCAGCCCUGAGCGACAUACAAGAAGCUAUGAUUACAUGGAAGGAGGGGAUAUAAGAGUGAGAAGACUCUUCUGCCGAACACAGUGGUAUCUGAGGAUUGACAAACGAGGUAAAGUCAAAGGGACCCAAGAGAUGAAGAACAAUUACAAUAUCAUGGAAAUCAGGACAGUGGCAGUUGGAGUUGUGGCAAUCAAAGGGGUGGAAAGUGAAUACUAUCUUGCAAUGAACAAGGAUGGAAAACUCUAUACAAAGAAAGAAUGCAAUGAAGAUUGCAACUUCAAAGAAUUAAUUCUGGAAAACCAUUACAACACAUACGCAUCAGCUAAAUGGACACACAAUGGAGGAGAAAUGUUUGUUGCCUUAAAUCAAAAGGGGGUUCCUGUCAGAGGGAAAAAAACGAAGAAAGAACAAAAAACAGCCCACUUUCUUCCUAUGGCAAUAACCUAAUCAUAUAUGGUAUAUAAGAAACCAGUUCCAGCAGGGAGAUUUCUUUAAGUGGACUGUUUUCUUUCUUUUUCUCUUUUCUUUCCUUUUUUUUUUUUUUUAAAGUAACCAAGAAAGGCUGGAAAACUACUGAAAAACUGAUCAAGCUGGACUUGCGCAUUUAUGUUUAUUUUAAGAGACUGCAUUUAAGGAAAGAUUUGAAAAAUAUACACAAAAAUCAGAUUUAGUAACUAAAAGUUGUAAAAAAUUGUAAAACUGGUUGUACAAUCAUGAUGUUAGUAAUGUUUUUUUCUUAAAUUAAUUUACCCUUAAGAGUGUGUUAGAUUUGAUUAUCUGAUGUUUAUUUAAAUAUUCCUAUCUGCUUAUAAAGUGGCUGCUAUAAUAAUAAUAAUGCAGAUGAUGCUAUAUAAGAUAUGUCAGACCCAAGGGCUACUGGCAUGAUUUGCCAGAUAAUCAAGCCAACACUAACUAUGGAAAAUGAGCAGUAUUUGAAAUGCUUUCUAGUGAAAAAUUAUAAUCCACUUAACCUCUAAUCAGAAAAGGACUAGUCUAAAAAUUUCUAUUAAGAAAUUCAAUCAGAUAGGUAGUUUUGCAGAAUUAUAGGAUUAUAACAUGCUUUACCUGUUAACAAAAUUCUUAAUGCUGCUCAAAUUAAAAGGGUAUUGCUAAAAGGAUAUUUUCAAAAAUCUUGUAUAUAAAAUACCAAUAACAAUGAUACAAUGAUAAUACUGUACUUUCAUCUCACAUGCCACAAAAUAACAUUUUAUAAUCCCUAAAAGUAAAAUUCAGAAAUCUUUACAUUUUUUUUGAGAAACAUAAUCUAUCUUUUGUAUAAUUCAUAUUUGGAAAUAUGGCUUCUAAUAAUGUUCUUCCCACAAAUAAUCAUGCUUUUUUUCCUGUGGUUACAGCAUUAAACUCUAUUUUAAGUUGUAUUUGAACUUUAUUGUUUUGUUAUUUAAGUUUAUGUUAUUUAUAAAAAAAACUUAAUAAGCUG